GGAGCUGUAACUUUCAAGUAACCUAGUUCUCACAUCAGCUGCCCCUGAGUCCGUCAGAGGCGAGGAGCCGCAGGACAUUUAAACCAUGAGAUACACUGGAUUAUUUAUAUCACUGCUUUCUUUUGUUUAUACAUGGGAGAACCUUGAGGCAGCAGAUCCAGCUUUACCUCAUGUGAUGCACUAUGAUGUUGUCCGACUUCAGGCACUUAAAGAGCGAACGAAAAGGAGCGUCUUUUCUCUCAAGACCUAUCCUGAAAAACUUGAAUAUGCUCUUGCUGUGGAUGGGAGGAACUUCAAUAUUUCUUUGCACAGAAAUAGGGAGCUUUUAGGAAAACAUUACACUCUGGCACAUUAUAACGAAGAUGGGAUUUCGGAGACUUCUGGCAAUAUUGACCACUGCUACUAUCAGGGAUACAUCCAAGAAAUAGAGGAUUCUUCUGUUAGUGUUGGUCUGUGCUCUGGAAUGCAAGGAUUUCUGAGAGCAGGAAAGCAAGUUUACUUGAUUGAGCCCCUAGAAGAGUCUGUGGAUGGUGACCAUGCUAUAUACAAACAAGAGCAUUUAAGGUCCAAGAGGGGGGCCUUUGGAUACAUUAAUGACACAGUCUACGACCUUGGUCCAAGGUUUAGUGGACUGUAUAAAAGCAAAAACAUGAAAAACAAAGCCCCCAGUGGAGGACAGCGGAUUGUUGAGAUGGUUUUGGUUGUUGAUCAUAAGGAGUACAAAAGGUUUGGGAGUGUUAAGAAUAUUGAAGAAAGAAUGAUGUUGGUCACAAAUCAUGUGGACAAGCUCUACCGGCCUUUAAACAUACGUGUCAUGUUGGUAGGACUUGAGAUUUGGUCACAAAGGGACAUGAUUGAUGUCAGCCAUAUACCGAAUGAAACUCUGGAACGUUUUUUAAAAUGGCGUCAGGAAAUUCUUCUCAAGAGGAAGAAGCAUGACAAUGCCCAUUUUAUUACUUCUAUAGAUUUUCAGGGAUCCACUGUUGGGUUGGCAACAGUGAAUGCUAUGUGCUCUCAAUCCUCGGGUGCUGUGAAUGAGGACCAUAAUGACAAUCCUGUUGCAGUGGCUUCUACCAUUGCUCAUGAAAUGGGACAUAAUCUGGGCAUGUCACAUGAUAAUACAAACUGUGGGUGCUCGUCUAGCAAUGGCUGCAUUAUGCAAGAUAGCAUUGGGUAUGUUUACCCUGACUCCUUCAGUACUUGCAGUCAAGCAUCCUUAAAGACUUUUUUGCAGAAUUAUGACUCCAGCUGUCUGCUAGACAUGCCAAAUGAUGGUGAAUUAUAUGGGGGCCCAGUGUGUGGGAAUGCUUUUGUGGAAAAAGGCGAGGAGUGUGACUGCGGAACGGUUAAGGAAUGCAACAAUCCCUGCUGCAAUGCCUCCACUUGUCGGCUGACCAAAGAUGCCCAUUGUGCACAUGGGGAGUGCUGCCACAAUUGCCAGCUGAUGCAGUCAGGCAUUCUGUGCAGACAAAGUGGUCAUGACUGUGAUUUGCCAGAGUACUGUACAGGAGAGUCAGCCUUCUGUCCCAAAGAUGACUAUAAGAUGAAUGGAAUCCCCUGCAAUUUUAAUCAGGGUUACUGUUACAAUGGACAAUGUCCAACACAUCAGGAACACUGCAAGUUUCUGUGGGGAUCAGAUGCUGAUGUAGAUGCCGAUACCUGCUUUCGUCACAAUUUAUAUGACGGAACGUCCAAGUCCGCUGAGCACAUGAAAUGUGGGAAAAUAUACUGUUCUGGUGGGAAUGAGUUCCCCAUAACAACAAAAAAAUUGAUAGUAACCUUGCAAUCAAGAACCUGCUACAUGGCUUUGGAUUCCUCGCCCACAGAAGAUUUGGGGAUGGUUCCUACAGGCACCAAAUGUGGUUCUAAUAAGGUGUGUUACAACAACCUUUGUUUGGACAUUAGUAUAUACGGUACUGAGAACUGUUCUGAUAAAUGCAACAAUCGUGGGGUGUGCAACCAUGAAGGAAAGUGUCACUGUGAUCCAGGUUGGGCACCACCCUAUUGUGACGUUCAACUGUCCGAACUUCCAAAAAUCAAACAAGCUUUAGUCAUUGGUGUGACUACAUCUGUAGUCGUCUUGGUACUGAUCAUUAUCAUUGGAGCACUGUUGUGUAGCAGAAACAUAAUAGCAGAAAUUAAAAAGAAAAGGUCUUUGAAGGACACCCACAGUUCCUCUGGCCAGUGCAAUCCAGCAUUCCAACUGGGCAGUGCAAAGAACAGCCCCAGAUUUGCACAACCAUGCAUUAGUCAACCAACAUUCCUUGAAACAUCCUCGUCACUGACCUGCAAACCUCUUCAUGCUUCAGCUGUGCCCUAUAGACCAGCACCACUGCCUCCAAAGGACUCAACACAAACCAGGAUGCAACAGAUUAUGAAACCCUCCGUCCCACCUGUUUCCUAUUUUCAUCCUACUCAGGCCAAACCCCUGUUACCUAAACUGGAAUCUAAACCACUUCCUCCUUCAAGACCUUUACCACCACUGAUGUCCAAAUCUGAGGCUAAACCAAAACCACCUCCAGUGCCUCCUGCAAAACCUGCAGGGAUACAUCCAGCACAUGCUCCACCUAAGGCAAUCCAGAAAGUAGCACUGAAACCUCCUGCCAGGCCCAGAUGACUUGAAACAGUCUGAGUUUGAGUCGUUCUUUUGGGGGCUUCAGAAGAAGCUUGGGAUGCAAAACCAAGGGAGCAGUUCAUGAGCUGAACAAAGCUCAUAUUUCUUUGUGGUAUGGCUGUGAAUUACAAGAUGAAGUUAAAGGAGAUGGUAAAACAGAAUGAAGCAUUUGCACUCACUCGCUCCCUUGGUAAUCUUGGUACAACCUGUUUAUUUCCGUUUCUGUAUUUUGGCCAUUUUCUUUUUAUUUACUGUAUGUUUUUUUAUUAUAUAUAUAUAUAUAUUAUAUUAUUUGCAGAAAUUUACAGCCAUUGCUAGUUGUGUGUAAAAAAAACAACCAGCAAAAAUAUCAAUACAGGGCAUCUAAUGUCCACUUAGUUAACUCCAUGCAAGUGUACAUAGUCCCUCUUUCACAAUCUCAUUACUCCCAAGCAGCAGAGAAAAUAUUCUCAUGUGUUUUAAAACUAAAGCCAAAUAUUCUUCAAAAAGAAGCUUAUUAUUUCCAAAGGCAUGAGUUCCAGUGUUGGGGAGGCCAGGGUUGGUUGGCACACUUUUCAUACUUUGUUGAAUAUCUCUGUUGGAACAAACGUGAAGAUACCCCAAGUAGGUACAGUAUUUAUUAAUACAAAUAUUUACUCACUUUUGUUAAUUAAUGGUCAAAGUUAUGUUGUGCGUUUGUGCCAACCAAACCCAAAUGGGGUUAGUUGGCACAGGUUGUCUGGUUGGUUGGCACAGUGUUAAAACACUAUAGUUUUAAGAGAGAAGCAACACACAAAAAACAAACAACAGUUUAUUUUAAACCAGGACAACAUAACAACACAUGUUUGUCUUCUAUCGUUAAUAUGAGUAAUGAUUAUGUAAUUAAUAUGAUUUUAUUCAUAUGAUUUUUUUUUAAAUUAUGAACAAUUUGUAUAUAUAUAAACUUAUCUAAAUCUUUAAUUAAACUUGUUUAAUAUAAAUGUAAAACUUUUCUAAUCUCAUAAAUGAAACAAACUAAUUGUAUAGCUGGCUUGUCUUAAACUGUGAGUAUGUGUAAUAAGCAUAAUAAUAAUAAGUAUUAUUAUUACAUUAUUUUAUGUUAUAUAUGUGUGUUUAGAGGUAUGAAGUUAUAUAACGGUUAUGAAUCAUUCUCUAUUAUUUUUUUAUAACCAGUGUGAUAACCAACCCCAAAAUCAACAUGCCAACCAACCCCACUCACACUCAUUAGAUAAAUGAUGUAAGCCAGCUAGCACACAGUAGCUUAUCACAGGCUAACAACUCUUAUAUCAAAAUAAAGCUGAUGCCCAUCACUAUUAACUCAAAUUAAUAUAUUUAAAAAAUCAUUCUUGGUAUUAUAAAAUUUUUAGCAGAUUAGUUUAAUUGUUGUUACAUAGAUAAAAUGCAACGUUGCCUUUGCUAUAACAGAUUUUAACAUUCAGAUAGAAUCAACCAGUGUAGGUCAGGAAAAUGAACAUUUACAUAUUUCAAAAUGACCAGAAAUUGCCUCUGUGCCAACCAACCCCAGUCUCCCUUACUUUCCGUCUCUCAUUAGAUAGAAGAAUUUUAAGCAAUUUCUUUGUGGACAUCAAACCAAAGCAACCUUGUAAAAUAUCUUUUAAAAUACAGUGAAGAUAAAAUUUUCAGUUUUACACAUCUUAAUUUGUUUCAUUGGAUAUAUAUGAGUCCUAUUAAUUGGGUUUCUAGUUUGAACAAAACCUCUGGAUUUCACAGUGCCACACAAAUCCCAGUCCAUAAAAUAGCAUAUCAGUGGCCACACUGAGAGUAGUUGUUUACAUAUAUUUGCAUAUUUCUUUAUUUAUAUGUUUCCGAAACCUUUACUGUUGAGUUUACUUGUAGACAUAGUUAGUGAGUUAGACAAAGGCAAAAAUGUGUUUUUUGCCCACCUAAUCUUUGUUCAAUCAUGCAAUCUCAGCUGGUCUGAUUUUACUCUCUGUAAAUCUGAAAAUAUGUAUUGAUUAUUAUGUCUGUUUGUAUAUUUGUUUACUUUAAUAAAGUGUUUUCACAUUUCUCUUGUAA
Myxocyprinus asiaticus (Chinese sucker) is the source of this 4630-nucleotide messenger RNA. RefSeq names its product ADAM metallopeptidase domain 8a (gene adam8a). Gene Ontology annotation, molecular function: cell adhesion molecule binding; metalloendopeptidase activity. The transcript is spliced from 25 exons. Gene Ontology annotation, biological process: positive regulation of membrane protein ectodomain proteolysis; proteolysis; positive regulation of cellular extravasation. Bases 86 to 2617 code for a protein of 843 amino acids. The record is from RefSeq and is a predicted model, not a curated record. Lineage: Eukaryota; Metazoa; Chordata; Actinopteri; Cypriniformes; Catostomidae.